UGAAUGCAUAUGAAUUUCUCUCAACACCAUAACAAUGAGAAAAAACUUCAGAGAAAAAAAUAAUAAUAAAAAAAAGAAUGGCACAGUUGCUAAAACCAAACCCAAACAAGUACACCCUCUCAAAAAGGAACUUUAGAGGUUCUUCUUCUUCUCCAUGCAGUAGAAGUUGUAAUAGAGUUAGACUGGGUAACAAGAAGAAAAGAUUGGUGUACUGUCUAAAACCCAAGUCUGCAGUUGUUGAUGAGAGGGAAACUAGUAGUAAAAAGAGUACAAGAACAAUUUUGAAGGAGCAAAGGAGAAGAGCUGAUGUUCUGGUGCCUUCCUCUUCUUCUUCUUCUUCUUCCUCUUCAUCAGUUGAGCUUGUUGAGAAUGAGAUUGAUGGACAGCUUGGGCAUUUGGUGACUGAAUUUGGCUGGAAAGUAAGAAGGUUGAUUGAAAAUGAAGAUGAGAUGAGAGAAGUAGCACAAGUUCAAGCUGAAGCAUUCCAUGUCCCAGUAGCUUUCUUUGAUGAUGUUUUCUUUGAAUUCUUUAAGGCUGAAGUGCUCUCAGGUCUUCUUUACAAGCUUCGGAACUCACCACCUGACAGGUAUGCUUGUUUGGUAGCAAAAGCUGCAGACACUUCUUUGGAUACGUUGUCACUGUCAGAACAAGGUCUUGUAGGCGUUGUGGAUGUUACGGUCUUAAAUAACAAAGAUGUGGUUCAACAUCUUGACGGAGCUGAAGAAUAUUUGUAUGUCUCUGGAAUAGCUGUUUUCAACAAAUUCAGGAGGCAAAAAGUUGCGACUGCAUUGCUAAAAGCGUGUGAUGUGCUAUUGAAUAUAUGGGGGUUUGAAUACCUUGCUUUACGGGCUUAUGAAGACGACUCGGCAGCAUGUAGAUUGUACACGAAUGCUGGGUACAGAAUAAUUUCUAAAGAUCCUUUGUGGACUGCUUGGAUUGGAAGAAAGCGACGUGUUCUAAUGAUCAAACGAUCUAAUUCCUGUAUGUGUCCUUGAAACCUCCAUGGCAUAUAAUUUAAACAGAAAACUAGUAGAAGGAAAGAGGUAUUGCCAAGAUGUUGCACAUAUUGGUUAUGCAGACUUUCAAGAGAUGCUACAAUUUAACAUAUGGUGAAAGCUCAAAAAAAUCACAGAGAAUUGCAGACUUCCAGUAGUAAGAAAGAAGAUGAAAUUGCAAGGCAAAAGUUCUUUAAGAGUAACCCAUCAAUAAAAGAAAGUUAGGUUUAACUUA
This is a messenger RNA of Papaver somniferum (opium poppy), 1230 nucleotides long. RefSeq lists its product as uncharacterized. Gene Ontology annotation, molecular function: N-acetyltransferase activity. The transcript has 4 exons. The record is from RefSeq and is a predicted model, not a curated record. Gene Ontology annotation, biological process: mitotic sister chromatid cohesion. Gene Ontology annotation, cellular component: NatA complex; cytoplasm. The coding region runs from base 78 to 995 and encodes 305 amino acids. NCBI's taxonomy places the organism in Eukaryota, Viridiplantae, Streptophyta, Magnoliopsida, Ranunculales, Papaveraceae.